UAGCCAGCCAUCUCUCGAGUAUACACUUUCUUAUAUUACUCUGUACGAUAUAUUGCACUACCACUACUACAAUUUAUGCUCGUAUCGUAUUCGAUGUUUACGCGCACACUAAAUCGGCAAACCCUUAAUGAGAGGAUCUGGAUGCUUGUUUCCAAUCAGCAACAUUCUGUCGCAGCAGUCGCGCAACGCACUCUUGGCCGUCAACACCAACUACGACAACAACACCAUCGUUAACAUCAACAACGACAACAACAACAACAACAAUAUACACAAAAAAAUCUAACUUGCAGAUUUUUUCGUUUUUUAUUCAAGCCUUACAUCGUUGUUACUAGAAAAUUUUUUAUCUCACUGCCUAACGUAGGUCAUCAUUAUUAUCCGUCUUUUGUAAGGACACCAUCCCAACAAAAUUGUUGAGUUUCAACAUUUUGUGAUUAUAUCCUUUAUUGCGUUCACUGAAUCUCGGUGAAUGGCAUCGGCGACGACAAAGAAGAAUCAACGGUAUCUGUCGAGACAGGAUUUUUCAGGAUGAUCUUUACAGCUCUAGAAUCGUACAAGAUUGUUCAAUGUCAUCGUGAAAUGACAUCCAGUUCAACGCGUGGCUACAACAGUGACGUCGAUACAACAAUGACGAUGAAAAAAGUCAGUGGUGGUCACCAUCACAACUGUGCGCCAACGCUACUGCGGGUAACUUCAGCAGUGAUAGCAAUACUGUUGGUGAGUUGCAGUUGCGCAGCAAACGCUGAACCCGUGGCUCCUGUCCAAGUGGCCGCCGCCGUGGCUACGGCCAUCGGAACCGGUGAAAUUCCGGCUUUAUCGGUUGAAAAUUCUGUCGACGCGUUAGAACCAUCGCCUUUAGCGGAUGCGCUUUCACAGCCRUUCCAACUGCAACCGAAUUCCAGCGAAUCGGAGGAAUCGCGAUCGUCCGCGACUACCCAGGCAGUGGUGACGGAAAACGGCGAUCACCAAAACAAGUUGCAACUGGACAAUGACAAUAACGGACAACAAGACGAAAAGCAACGGCAACAGCAACAGCAACUGCUGUUGGCCCCGUUGCUGAUGCCGCCCACACAAAUGUCCGCGGUGUGGUCUGCCCAGUCGUCAACGCAGCAACCGAUGACCGUCGACGUAAUACCYGCGCUCUCGUCUUUCGUAGGCCGAGAACGUACCGAGGUAGAAAUCAUGUCCGUGCCCAGCUCGUCGGAACAACACCUCGUCGAUUCACCCUCGAGUCAAGCCCAACCAGAGUACAAGUAUAUAAUAUCCGAAGGAAGUCUACAAUCUGAAUCGGAGCUGCAACAACCCGAACCGGAGCUACGACAAUCCAAACCGGAACUACGACAACCUGAACAGGAGGCACGGCAACCGGAAUCGAACGCGCAACAACCAUCCGAACCCAGCUCGGAACUUCUGCAGCAGCCGUCAUCGAUCCAACAAGUACAUCAGCAGCUACAAACCGUUGCCACAGCACCCGCUCUCUUCGAUCAGCCACUGCAGCUUUCGYACUUGUACAAUAGCAAUAACAACAAUAACCUCUUCACCAUUAAAAAUAAUGACGACGACGAUCAGCUGCAGCAUCAAUAUUCAUAUCACCACUACUAUCAACAUAACCUUGCGCAACAACAACAGCAACAACAACAACAGCAGCAGCAGCAGCAGCAACAACAACAGCAGCAACAACAACAGCAGCAACAACAGCAGCAACAACAGCAGAAACAACAGCAACAGCAGCAGCAACAACAACAAUUACAACUACAGCAACAACAGCAACUUAACAGCAACAUGGCGGGCGUGUACUCACCGGUGCCCUUGCAAUACGGCGGUGGUCAGUUAUACUACCACAACCAUUUUAGUGGUGUCGGCAAGUAUCCGCAGCAGCAACAGCUCAACUACUAUUACCGCGCCAGGGACGGCGGCAGACCACCUGCGCGACGCAACAGCAGGACGCAAACGCAGUCCACGUACGACAACAACAAUAAUAACAACGGCGGUGGUGGUAACUUCUACGGUCACCACCAGCUACCGCUGCAUCAACAACAAAAACAACCGUCACCGGAUUACGGCGGCAGCGUUGCUGGCGAAAGUGACAACGUGAUCGGGAUCAAAUAUGACCAGGAUCAGACGGCCGGCGCCGCGGGCAAGCAACACCAACCGGUACCGCCGUUCCGGCCCAGCCAUCCGGUGUGGGCGUCCCAAUAUCCGGUGCCGUGGACGUACUACGUCAAGUCGUCGAUGGUGCAACCGGGACGUCCGGCACCGUUUUACGCGCAACACAACAACUACUACGGCGGUGGCCGGAAAUCGCGGUACAUACUGCAACAGUCGGCCGGCGCCGUGUCCAACAGGGUCGGCGGUGGGUAUUCGCCGUCCAAGCCGCAGCGCACUAAGGUCGUUUACAUCGAGUACGGUGGUUUCAAACCGAAAAUGGUGCCGUCCGUGCAGAUCUCGGCCACCGAGGACAACGACGGGAACCGCCGUCAGCUGACGGUUCUCGACGGCGGAGUUGCAAGCGACAUCAUCACUGCACAAGACGUCGGCCAACGCGACAACCCCGUAGCCUCGUCCACCCCGGCCUCCACCGACGUCACAACAGCCUCCGUGACCGCGACCGCCUCGACGACGACAGUGGCCGCCGCGGCUGCGACGAUUACGACGACAACUGCAGGGACGAACCUAAGCACGGCUACGUCUGUACCGAUACCACGACGACAAUCGCAACAACAACCAGUGCCUGAACGACAGCCGCCCGCCGCCGGUGUUGUCGUGGUAGUCGUCUGAAUCGACUCCCCCCCCCAACCACAGGAUUUAAAUUUGAGUGUUUUUCAAUUUUUGUAUAUAUAUUAAGAUUAAGAUGCACCUGCAGCAAACUCUUAUAAUAUUGUAGAUGUUAGCAGUGUUUAAUUUAUAUAAUUUAUAUGAACUUCGCGACGUGUUGUGCUAGAAACUCAUUUUUCGCCGAUUAGCUUAAAAUAAUAAUAUAUUGUUUGUUAGAAUUAUUACAUUUGUGUUUUGUUUUCAAAUGUUAUGUAUUCGUUGUCAUUCGAAUCGUGUGGCAUAAUAUUAUAAUAUUUUCAAGUGACGCUUUUGGUAUGUAUAUAAACGAUUGGAUACGAGUAUAGCGGUUUUAAUACGCUUUAAAUACUUAACAAUAAUUAUACCUAUUUAUUUACA
Molecule: messenger RNA, 3168 nt
Organism: Diuraphis noxia (Russian wheat aphid)
Lineage: Eukaryota; Metazoa; Arthropoda; Insecta; Hemiptera; Aphididae
Source: RefSeq, a predicted model, not a curated record